This is a messenger RNA of Oncorhynchus nerka (sockeye salmon), 570 nucleotides long. Its product is annotated as leucine-rich repeat-containing G-protein coupled receptor 5-like. Gene Ontology annotation, molecular function: protein binding. The transcript is spliced from 6 exons. NCBI's taxonomy places the organism in Eukaryota, Metazoa, Chordata, Actinopteri, Salmoniformes, Salmonidae. The annotation marks the transcript as partial. The record is from RefSeq and is a predicted model, not a curated record.
UCGUCUGGAUGCCAACCACAUCUCCAGUGUUCCUCGGGGCUGCUUCGACGGCCUCCAGUCUCUACGUCACCUGUGGCUGGAUGACAACUCUCUGACAGAGGUGCCAGCUGACGCCCUGGGGGCCCUGUCCUCCCUGCAGGCCAUGACCCUGGCUCUCAACAGAAUCACACAUAUACCUGACCGGGCCUUCACUAACCUCUCCUCCCUCGUGGUCCUGCAUCUCAAUAACAAUAGAAUCCGCACCCUGGGAACGCAGUGCUUUGACGGCCUUCACAGCCUGGAGACUCUAGAUCUCAACUACAACAACCUGGAAGAGUUCCCUAUUGCAAUCAGAGCACUGAGCACCCUGAAGGAGCUGGGUUUCCACAGCAACAACAUCAAGUCCAUCCCCGAGCAGGCCUUCACUGGACACUCCACUCUUCUGACAAUAUUCUUCUACGACAACCCCAUUCAGUUUGUUGGCCAGUCGGCCUUCCAGCACCUCCCUGAGCUGCGGACACUAUCUCUGAAUGGUGCAGCAGAAAUCACAGAGUUCCCGGACCUCACUGGCACCAAGAGUCUUGAGAGCCU